AGUGUAUCAGAAAAUGAGGGUACAUCCACUAUGACAAUCACUAAUACUCUGGUAGAAGAUGAAGGGCAUUAUAGAUGUGUUGAACUUCCUGUAGGAACAGGAAACAUUGAAGGUGCAGAACUAACAGUAGAAGUCAAAUCGAUACGGAACCUAUCGGUAAAAACUAUAACAGAGAGCAACAUUGACGUGUUCGAAGCAAUAUGUGAAGCUUUAGGAGGUAGACCAGAUGAAACAAUCACAUGGAUGUUAGAUGAUGGGCCUUCACCUUGUGAUGAUACAAAUGUAACGUACCCUGCAGCUGGAGAAGAUCUGUCUAGUACGAGGAGUGUCUGCACAUUUCAAGCUGACAAUGAGAACAUUGGUCAAACAUUGAAAUGUGUCAUCAGCGGUCACCAAGUAUCUGAUCUCAACGGAGAAGAAACAACUACUCUUAAUAUUCCAAGGUCACCUACUACUGAUAUAAGGGUGGGAUUCCAGUUCCUUGAACCAAGCCUCACAGUGUCAUGUGACAUUGCUGAUCCAACCCAACCUAUUCCAAGCAUAAGGAAAUACUACAUAUACUCCGAUGGUACUCUGAUACAUCAAUCUUCAACGGGAGACAACGAUGUGGAGGUUCCAGAUUCAGAAUUCGACCUCUAUACGGAGUUCACUUGCGUAGCAGGGAAUUAUCUUGGAAACACAACAAGUGAUCCGGCUAGAUAUGACCCAACCAACGGUCUGACCAUUGAAUAG
Messenger RNA from Strongylocentrotus purpuratus (purple sea urchin), 732 nucleotides. RefSeq lists its product as uncharacterized. Lineage: Eukaryota; Metazoa; Echinodermata; Echinoidea; Camarodonta; Strongylocentrotidae. Bases 31 to 732 code for a protein of 233 amino acids. The record is from RefSeq and is a predicted model, not a curated record. Gene Ontology annotation, cellular component: adherens junction. Gene Ontology annotation, biological process: homophilic cell-cell adhesion; heterophilic cell-cell adhesion. The transcript is spliced from 4 exons.